AUGAAUAAAAUAAAGAAUUAUAUGGAUAUUAAAAAGGGUAGAAUACCCUCAAUAAAGACUACAUCACCUUCACAUAACGCACGUCGUAACAAAUGUCCUUCCAUUUUAAUCAGAGAGAUCGAGCUUCCAGAUAACGUCCACGUUUGUAAAUUAUUAUUUGAUCAUUUUAGAUCACUGACACUGCCGGCCAUAAUAUACUGGCUUGUACAACAUAUUUAUGACUUGGUCGCAAUAGUCAUAAUCAACGCCUGUUUGCUGUCAUUAUCUAACCUAUUUUACUUUUGUCUUUUGUUUUUAAUAUAUUUAUUCAUAAGGGCUAGAUAUGAAAUUGAGAAACAUAUUAAGGAAUCCUGCCCUGAUCUAGUUGAUGUGUACAAGACUUAUCGUAAUCAUAAAGGCUCAAAUUUCUGGGUAGCUUACGUAUCUGGAGAUCACGGCCCAGAUUCAGAUUCCAGAAAUGAAUCAAAGAAUGAUCACAAUGCUAGAAAGAAUAGCAAUGAUAAUCCUGAUACGGUAGAUAGGCCCUCUGAAUCAGAUGUGUUAAAUGGAUCUAAAAGAGCAACCGAAGGAAAUGAAGUAAAUGAAGAUAAUUUUAGUGAAUCAUGUCAAGCAUAUGAAAUUUUGGGAUGUGUUGGCAUAACUCAAUACAGAAAUGUUAGCACGGUUGCUCAAAUGGUUAGGCUCGUAGUAACAAGAAAGAGGAGGAACAUGAAGGUUGGAACGAGGCUUUUGGAACACUUGGAACAGAAGGCGCUGGAGAUGGGAUACACCGAAAUCAGGGUGUUCACAAACAACUUGAACACGGCGUAUUUGCAGUUCCUGAAGAUGCACAACUUUCAAAUAAUUCAAAUCAUAAGAAGGGGUCUGAUGAGAGGAGACUUGAUAGUGUGGACAAAGCAUCUAAAAGCAACGGAAUCAGUAAAAGAUGCUCAAGAUGCGGCAUUUGGAAACGCAAUGUUCAUACCGGAGUAA
Theileria orientalis strain Shintoku is the source of this 972-nucleotide messenger RNA. RefSeq lists its product as uncharacterized. Gene Ontology annotation, molecular function: N-acetyltransferase activity. NCBI's taxonomy places the organism in Eukaryota, Apicomplexa, Aconoidasida, Piroplasmida, Theileriidae. The record is from RefSeq and is a predicted model, not a curated record. The transcript is spliced from 2 exons. The coding region runs from base 1 to 972 and encodes 323 amino acids.